UGGCCAUCUCAAUUGCGAGAUUGAAACGUGUGAAAUAUGGAACAAAACGCGAAGCCUAAACGCUCUUUUAAGCGUCCGUUUACCUUUCCAAAGAACUGUGUUUACCGCCCUCUACGGCAGAUAAGCAACAUGGAGCGUAGCCAAAAGCUGUCCGCCGAACAACCAACCUACUUCACGCUCAAUGCACCGCCCUCGUUGGUUCCGGCCAAGAAGUACUCGGAUAUCAGCGGUCUGCCCGCUCCUUAUGCCGAUCCGCACACGAAACUAAGGUUCGCCAGCGCCGACGAGUACGCGUCCAUGCAGCACAUGCCCUCGGACAUCGUCAAUGGCUAUCUCAUGGUGCGCGGCUAUACGAGCGCCGUGGGAUAGUUCGUUCGAUCCAUAUGGUGCAUACAUCCCAUGUACUCGCUGUGUUCCGCCCCUGGAGACCUUGCGAUCCAACUACCACUCAUAAUAGGCAAUUAGAGCGCUGCUGACCUUACUCUUACUGGCAUUGCGUGCGAGGCUGUUGCUUUCAAGUGAUUCGAUGACUGUUUCCUGGCUGGAACACCGCGUUCAAGGGGAGUUACAUCCACAAUUACCAUAUAUAUGCAUUCGCUGCCUAAAAGGAGAUGAUCUCUGUAAAUUGGCUAUAGAGAUUUGUCACUAGUUUGACCGCAACAAUAGAUUAGGUAAUUCCAAGGUGACAUGAAUACCUUGGCGGUUUGAAAUUGUUCAAAUUGACAAAACGGCUGCCACAUAGAUCCUAAUGCGAAAAGCAAAUAUUUAUACAGCCGACUCGUGCAAGUUUGGAGUUCGCAAUGAAAGGCCCGCAGAUUAAUAUAGUGUUAAGUUAACCAUCUAUACAAAAUUCAGCAAGAAGGCAAAGUAAACAAAAGUGAAUAAUAUGAUUAAUGUGUCUAAAUAUGUGUAAGUAGCCAAACUAUAAAUAUGUUCUUUUUAUGGGCUGCAGUAAACAUGUCACAGGACAGCAUAAGUGGCAACUACAGAUAAGUACGAUUUCAGCGGCCUGUUGCCGAAGUGUCAAGAGGUAUGACUACGCGGUCAAACACCCGAAUUGAACUCAUUAAGUGUACGCACAAGUUUAUAGUGUGAACAAAUGAUUUUAAGAUAUUAUAUUCAUUUUCUUAUCGGGCAUUUUGGCGAAAGGACGAUUUAUAAAUGUUUCAUGAACUAUAUUCUAUAAUCGCAUAGUCAUAAUUAUUGUGUAUCAUUUAAGGACGAUUUAUAAAUGUUUCAUGAACUAUAUUCUAUAUUCAAAUAGUCAUAA
Messenger RNA from Drosophila mauritiana, 1270 nucleotides. Its product is annotated as INO80 complex subunit C. Gene Ontology annotation, cellular component: Ino80 complex. Lineage: Eukaryota; Metazoa; Arthropoda; Insecta; Diptera; Drosophilidae. The transcript has 2 exons. Bases 37 to 369 code for a protein of 110 amino acids. Gene Ontology annotation, biological process: chromatin remodeling. The record is from RefSeq and is a predicted model, not a curated record.